Molecule: messenger RNA, 1404 nt
Organism: Dioscorea cayenensis subsp. rotundata (Guinea yam)
Lineage: Eukaryota; Viridiplantae; Streptophyta; Magnoliopsida; Dioscoreales; Dioscoreaceae
Exons: 10
Coding region: 107-1024 (305 amino acids)
Source: RefSeq, a predicted model, not a curated record
UACACCUUUGCAGAUAUUACAUGUAACUUGCAACUUCUUGAGGAUAUGGUCUGUAUACUCCUUGCAUCAAUAUCUAUCUCAGCAAGGAAAUUCAGUUUUAGUGUUCAUGUUCUGUUGUUUAUUGCCUGCUUCUAUUAUUUUCUUGGUACUGCAAAAACCUUGGAAGGGAAGGUCUCUGCCCAAUUCACAGGCAAAGUUUCAGGUUGUACCUACUGUUAUUAAUGGUGGAAUAAUGGCUUUGUACUUCAUCUGUUGGGGAAAAGGUCUUUUAUCAUGUGGGCCAUUGAUAGCUCUGCUCUCAGAGUAUGCUGGUGCCGCACUUGGAGUUUUAUCUGCGGUGUUAUACGGACAGAAGGUGCAUGUCUGGAAAAAGGUUGGUGGAUUUGUGGCAAUGUUGGCAGCAUAUUAUUUCUUAUCCAUUGGGUGGGCUACAAAAACAUAUUCACCUUUCUAUAACUUUAGUGAAGAACCAUUGCCUCAAGCAAAACAAAGUUUAGGGCUUAAAGAUAUGUUAGUACCCAUCUCUGCUGGUAUUUUGUCAGCUUUGAGGAGGGUGAUUGCACGACGUGUCUCACUGAAGUCUCAGCUCAAAAGAAGGCUUCAUGCCAUAACUGUUGCUUCAGCUACAUGCUUUCUUUUACCUGUUGCUAUCUGGAACAUUAUUUCAGGUGCUUCUUCAGAGACAAUUAUUACAUUACCGUUGUCAUUCUGGGCAUAUUGGGGCACUAUUUUCUUUGGAAUAAUUUUCUUAUUCUAUAUUGAAAAUAUUGUUGAGGAAAGGUUGCAUUUAGUUUUCUCUUCUCCGAGGCAUUUAAUGGUUGCAGGAGGUGGCAUAAUCCUGAUGGAGAUUAAAUAUGGAAUGGAUUUCUCUUUGCUAGGUUUUCUUAUUUGCUCUUCAAUAUUGGGAUUUGGUAUAUAUGAGGCAACUUCCUUGGAGCGAUACAAAAAAGGUCCUUUAGGUCCUCAUGAAGUUUCAGAUGGAACAUAUUAUGAUCAGCAGCAGAGUUUCCAUCUUCCAAGCUGAGCUCCUACAUAUUAGCCAAAUACUUGGAUGCUUUCUUGAGUCAGGACUCCAAAAAAGAAUUUUACUCUGCGAUGUGGAAGAAAAUGUGAUUACCUUUAUCUCCAAAUCUUCAUCUGAUUUUACAGGUUGCCUUAGUUUGGAUUAUAAUCUGUUCUCGUUUUGUGUAAAGCAAUUGCCUGAUUCACCAUGGGUCAGUGUGAUGCCUGAUUCACCAUGGGUCAGUGUGAUCUUGCAUUUUCAAAGUUUAUUCAGAUGUAUAGCAAUUAUGCUUGCAUGGAAGAAGUUUAUAUGUUCACUAAUUUAGUGUGACAUUGUAAUUACUGAGGAACCAUUUAAGUUGCACAGGUUACUUGGCAUGAAAAGGGUGAAAUUCAAUUCAA